AUGAAUAUAUUUGAAAUAUUUUAGCACGAUGAAUACAUUAAAUAGAAUCCAGAGAUUCUAUAAUUUAUUUACGAGAUGUAAAAGGAAUGGAUAGAUUUUAAGGGAAUUAUAGACAAAUUGUUUGUAGAUUUAGAAUACAAUAAGCUUAAAGUUAGAGAGUAAUGGAAUGUUAUAACCUAAAAGAGAUAGCCUUUAGUUAGAAUAAUUAGAGAGUACUAUUUUAAUAAAUUUGAAAAGCAUAUGCUUAAAGAAUACAAAGAUGAAUUCUAUUCUAUACUGAACUUAGAUAGAACGGAAAGCGAGAUAAAUACUCAAAAUUUUAUUAAGGCACUACUUUCUCUUAAUAAAAAAUAUGAAAUUCAUAUGAACUUCUUGCAAGAUCUUGAUUUAGAGUGUGAAGAAAUGCAAAAAAAAUAAAAUUUAUCAGUUAAUUUAUCUUAGAUAUUUAGCUUGAACCUUAUUGAGAUAGCAAAUUUAAAUGAAAAUAUAUAUGCUUUCUACAGAAAAGAGCUUAUAAAAUUUAUGAAAUUCGUAUUAAAAGAACACUCAAGCCAAAUAGAUCAAUCGCUUAUUACUGAAUCUAGAAGAACUCUUAUAGAAAAUGAACCUGAAAACUUUUAAGUUGAUAUCUACUAAAACUUUUUUUAAAUAUCUAUUGAACUUGGAUUCUACACAAAAUCCUUAUAAAUAUUGAAUGAAGUGCUUGUAAAAGACAUUCAAGAGUAUAUAGAGAGCUAAUAAGAGGCUCUAUAAAAUAAUACUCCUAUUUUAAAGAGGUGUAUUUCAUAUUUUUCUAACUUUCACUUAAAUUUUCUUCAAGUUAUUGCUCAGAGUGUUAAAACAAUAUCGAGUAAAGAAAUAUAACUUGAAUAACUAUAAGGAGAGCUUAAAAUUCUUUAAGAUUAGCUUUUGAGUAAAAUAUAUGAGAUCUAUGGUAAAAUAUGUAUAUAAAAUAUUUUCAGAAUCGUGUUAGAGUUUCCAGAAUCUUACGAACUUGUCUAAGAAUUAAAAGAAAUUGUUGAAAAGACAAAUCUAAUAUUUGACAUGUGUGAUUUUUUGUCUAGUUAAAUUAGUUAAAGAUUGCUAAUACCUGGAGUUAUAACAACAAACAUUUUAAGCUAAUACAUAAAUUGUCUUUAAAUUCUUUAAAUUAUAGAUCCAAAAGCUCUUAUUUUGGAAAAAGUUACUUUUCCUAUUAAAAAUUAUCUGCUUAAAAGAAAUGAUACAUUGAGAUGCAUUAUUGAGCAUUUAACUGAUGAUAAAAAUACAAAUAAAUUAGUUCAAGAAAGACUAAAAAUUCCUUCUAAAUUUUAAAGUUAUGAUUUAUCCUCAGAUGAAGAUGAAAACGAGGCAGAGAAAUGGGAAGUUUAAUAUUUAAACUAAAAAAAAUCGGAAGCAAUUAAAAUUAAGUAUUAGGAGAGUGACUUACUUAGUAUUUUGGUUAACUUGUAUGGAUCACAAGAAUCUUUCAUUAGCGAGUAUCAAAAUAUGCUUGCAGAAAAAAUGAUGGGAACAAGAAAUUUUGAUAUUGAUGAAGAAAUCAAAAAUUUAGAACUUUUGAAAUUAAGAUGUGGAGACUACAGCCUACAAACUUGCAACAUUAUAGUUAAGGAUGUUAAGGAUUCAAAAAGAAUUGACAACUUGAUUCAUUCAUAUAAAAAACCUAUUAACCCUGAAGCAUCUCUUAAGAAUCCUCUACUUUCUAUUGAUUAACUUCACUGCAUGUUUGUUUCUAAAGGAUAUUGGCCUAUUAAUUAUGAAGUGGAAGGAUUUCCUCUUCCUUCUUAUUUAGAGCCACUCUUCUAAGAAUAUGCAAAGAGAUUUGAAAGAAAUAGAGCUAUGCGUAAGCUAAUCUGGCACACAAAUCUUGGUCACGUUAAUCUCACUCUUACAUUUGAUAAUGGAGAAUUUGAAUUUAAGUGUCUCCCAAUUCAUGCAAUCUUAAUUGGUUAUUUUGAUGAAACAAGAUUUAAUCCAGAAAAAGGAGUUUCAUCUGAUUUUUUGAGUCAAGAAACAUAGUUAUCAUAAAACUAAGUAAAGUAGAAAAUGGCUUUUUGGGUUCAUAAAGGAGUUGUAAGAGAGUUUAAAAAGUAAGUGCCAAAAGCUUAAUCAAGUAAUUUCAAGAAUUUCUAAGGAUACAAUGAAGAAGGUGCAGAGAACGCUGAUAAUGAUGUUAAUGUAUACUUUCCUGUUAGGGUUUAUGAGAAAUUUAGGGAUUCAGAAAAUCUUAUUUACUGUGAAGAUGAAGAAAAUGAAAUGAUUCUUAGAGAUUAGUCUUACAUAGGAUUUGAAAAUACUCAAUUUAUAAAAUAUAUCGAAAACUUGAUAAUUAGCAUCUUAAAUAAAACCGGUCCAAGAUCAGCUUCAUAACUACAUUGCUUGCUAAAGACACUCUAUAAAACUGAUUUAGAAUAUCCUGUUUAAGAAGAUUAGAUUAAAGAUGUGCUUAGAAAUAUGAGCCAAAAACAUAAAUUGAUAUUCAAUGGUGAAGACUACUCAUUACCUAUUAGUUAAGAAAAAGUUUAAUGA
Molecule: messenger RNA, 2529 nt
Organism: Tetrahymena thermophila SB210
Lineage: Eukaryota; Ciliophora; Oligohymenophorea; Hymenostomatida; Tetrahymenidae
Product: cullin family protein
Exons: 13
Biological process (GO): ubiquitin-dependent protein catabolic process
Cellular component (GO): anaphase-promoting complex
Molecular function (GO): ubiquitin protein ligase binding
Source: RefSeq, a predicted model, not a curated record